Molecule: messenger RNA, 2367 nt
Organism: Cyanistes caeruleus (blue tit)
Lineage: Eukaryota; Metazoa; Chordata; Aves; Passeriformes; Paridae
Source: RefSeq, a predicted model, not a curated record
GACCUGUGCUGGCUGGCUGACAGGGGCAUCCUGGUGGCCUCCGACUCCGGGGCGGUGGAGCUGUGGGAGCUGGAGGAGGACGAGAGCCUCAUCGUGAACAAGUUCUGUAAAUACGAGCACGAUGAUAUCGUGACAUCGGUGUCUGUCCUGGCCGGCAGCAGCCAGGCUGUCAGCGGGGGCAGGGAUUUCUGCGUGAAGGUCUGGGACAUCCCGGAGCAAAUGGUGCUGCACUCCUACAGAGCUCACUCCGAUGCAGUGACAUGUGUGGCUUCCUGUCCUGGUAAGGACACUGUGUUCCUGUCCUGUGCUGAGGACAACAGAAUUUUACUCUGGGACACCAGAUGCCCCAAACCAGCUACCCGAAUUGUUUGCAGUGCCUGUAAUUACCUCCCUACCUCAGUCAUGUGGCAUCCACAGAAAAGUGACAUCUUUGUCUUGGGUGAUGAAAGUGGAACAGUUGCACUGGUGGACACAAAGAAUCCUGACUCUGCCCUCAGCGCUGCUGUGCACACCCAGGGCAUCACAGGCUUUGCUUUCUCUGCACACAGCUCACCCUUACUGGCUUCCAUCAGUGAAGACUGUUCAGUUGCUGUUCUUGACUCAGACCUCUCAGAGGUGUUCAGAAACCGCUCUCAUCGAGACUUUGUGAAAGGCUUGUCCUGGUCUCCUUCAGACGAUGUCUUGCUCACUACAGUUGGAUGGGAUCAUCAGGUUUUACAUCACACUGUUCCCCUCCCAGCUGGUGAAGCUUCUGGAAUCAACUGUGUAAAAGAAUAGUUUUAUAAACUCGUGGUCCAAGUUCCUUGCUGGCAUCACUUUGAUUCUGCUGAAGUCACAGGUGUGUGAGCUGGAGUGUGGGGUCUGUUGUCUGCCUCAAAGCUUGUGGCUGAGAAGCUUCCUGUAGUAAUUUUGAAUUAGGCAUAAGUUAGUUACAAUACAAACUCUCUCCUCAGGAGUAGCUUCUCCUGUAAUAAAAGACUUUGGUUUUACUCAGAAAAAAAUUGACUUCAGGCACAGAGGAGACUCUGAGAGACAGGGAAUUAGGUGUAAUGAAAAAAAGAAAUAAAGUCAAAAAGACUUGAUUCAGUUCUCCAGACUACCCAUGGAAUUAACAGAAGCUUUUGGGGGAGGUUAGGAACACACCUCUUGUUGGGUAGAUGGGAGAGUCUCACCCUUGAGCGAAGUUCUUUGCUCUGUAAAUCAGGUGGAAUGAAAAGACCUGUUGGGAUUCAAGGGCUAGAAGGGUUCCAGUGCCGUCCUUAAUGCAGCACGUGGUGGAGAGGAUUCAGCCCCAGUGGCAGCCUGGAGCCUCUGGCGAGCAGCACUCGUGCACUGGUGUGAAGGAGCUCCCAGCUGGAGCCCAACACCUUUGGCACGGUGCUGGAAUCCUGGGCAGGGAGCAGGGAGCAGGGAGCAGGUGCUGUGCUCUGACACCACGGUUCAUCUCCUCUGUGCUGAAGGCAUCCCUCCAGGAUGAGACCUGUGAACAAAAGGUUUCUGUGGGGGAAAAACUGGACUAAGGACUUGAGUUGUCAUUUGCUUGCUCCUGUUGCAGACUCUGCUUAGUGAUAACCCAGAUCCAUGCACUUGUGACAAGUGACUUCUUGUGCUGGCACUGAGGGGACAGGACAGUCCCCUACCCCCCAAACCAGACUCCACAGAACCUGUAGAGGUGUUUUUGUCAAAUGCCACAUACAUUUCUGACUCAGCUGUUUCCCUGGAACGUGUUUACCUGGAGAAGGUCACUGCUCUGCAUGCAUUGCUGCUGCUCUAGGUAUGCCUUGGUCUGGCCUAGUAUUUCCUAGACAGAAUUAAGCAAGUCCUGACAGAUGAAACAAAAAUACCGUUGAAAUGAAUGUUACCCCCAGUUCUUUAGCAUGAUAGCAGCACUUAAAUGUACACUGCUUCCAGUUUUUAUCUCUGCAUACACAUAGGUUUAGUUGUGCAAAGCCCACAGUGAAUUUUUAGGCAGACUAAGCUUCCCCAGGCUCUGUACUUGUCUCUUUGUAAACCUCACUUGCUGCUUUUUAAAUUCCUGUGUCAUACAGAUGUUCACAGCAACUUCCUGUUCUAGAGCAGUGUAUGACAAGAAAUUGUAAAUGAUGAUAAAAAUAGACAUUUCCUCAGAAAUAUCCCUUGAACCAUGGAGUCCCCUGUCAGGGACCUGUGAUGCUGUACUGAAACAGGUCUUGUGCUGGUUCUGAAACAGUGGAAGAUGGUUUUCAUUUGUAACUGGGUUUAAGUUUCACUGGGCCACUUCUGUAGCACUGAAGAGCAAGCUGAGAUCAUCCACACACUUCAAGUUGUGAUUUCAGUCCCUGAUAUUAAAACUGUUCUUAAAUAAAUGUUCACCGUAUUCCUGUUCAA